Medicago truncatula (barrel medic) is the source of this 447-nucleotide messenger RNA. RefSeq lists its product as uncharacterized. Bases 1 to 447 code for a protein of 148 amino acids. The transcript has a single exon. Lineage: Eukaryota; Viridiplantae; Streptophyta; Magnoliopsida; Fabales; Fabaceae. The record is from RefSeq and is a predicted model, not a curated record.
AUGGGGUAUUAUCUAUCAGAUGGAAUUUAUCCUGAAUGGGCAACAUUUGUGAAAAGCAUCCCAAUGCCACAGGGGGAUAAGAGAAAAUUGUUUGCCCAACAUCAAAAAGGUGCUCGAAAGGAUAUCGAACAAGCGUUUGGAGUUCUCCAAUCCCGAUUUGCUAUCAUACAUAAUCCAGCUCAAUCUUGGCAUUUGGAUGCACUAAAACGUAUAAUGGAUAUGUGCAUCAUAUUACACAACAUGAUUGUUGAAGAUGAACGUGCCACAUAUGGUGGAACCUUUGAUUAUUUUUAUGAUCAUCUAGGCAAUGGCCCAACUGCACCAUCAGAUGAUUCUAAUAAUGAUUUUCAAGAGUUCUUGCGUAGAAGAUACAAUAUUCGCGAUAAGCAAAUUCAUCGACAACUUCAACAAGACUUAAUAGAACAUAUUUGGGAACGUUUUGUGUAA